AGCGAUCCAAUCCAUCUCCACCGCCAAAGCCUUGACAAAGUCAUCGUCCACCCCACACCAACACCCGGAGCCAAUCGCCCACCACGGGCGCCUCCAUGUCCACCACCACCGACGGCGCGGCGAGCCCGGCCCUGGCGCCGGACGCGGACGCCCCCGCCGGCGAGGGCCUGGCGCUGGCGCAGUUCGCGGCGGGGUGCUUCUGGAGCGUGGAGCUGGUGUACCAGCGCCUCCCCGGCGUGGCGCGCACGGAAGUGGGCUUCUCGCAGGGCCACCGCCACGCGCCCACCUACCGCGACGUCUGCGGCGGCGGCACGGGGCACGCCGAGGUGGUGCGCGUGCACUACGACCCCGGCGCCUGCCCCUACGCCGUCCUCCUCGACGUCUUCUGGGCCAAGCACAACCCCACCACCCGCAACAGACAGGGCAACGACGUCGGGACGCAGUACAGGUCGGGCAUCUACUACUACACGGCGGAGCAGGAGAAGCUGGCGCGGGAGUCGCUGGCGGAGAAGCAGAAGGAGUGGAAGGACACCAUCGUCACCGAGAUCCUGCCGGCGCGCCGGUUCUACCCGGCCGAGGACUACCACCAGCAGUACCUGGAGAAGGGCGGCCAGUCCGCCAAGAAGGGAUGCGGCGACCCCAUCCGCUGCUACGGGUGAAGAAAGCCAUGUGUGACGGCCGUGCUGAAUUGUAUCACCAGGGACGACUGAAAGUACUGCGCUGUGAUUUGUGUUUGUAUCAGUACGUGGACAUGGACGUGUUGGAAACUUGGAAUAACACAUGAAUUGCAAAAGGUCACGGUUAAGUACACUGAUGUUAUUUUUUCAUCAUAAAAAAAAGAAGUAGACUGAUGAUAUCGAUCAGCAGGAGUUAGAUGUUUCCUCA
This is a messenger RNA of Setaria italica (foxtail millet), 885 nucleotides long. RefSeq names its product peptide methionine sulfoxide reductase A2-1. Bases 96 to 659 code for a protein of 187 amino acids. Gene Ontology annotation, biological process: cellular response to oxidative stress. The record is from RefSeq and is a predicted model, not a curated record. Gene Ontology annotation, molecular function: peptide-methionine (S)-S-oxide reductase activity. Gene Ontology annotation, cellular component: cytoplasm. The transcript is spliced from 2 exons. NCBI's taxonomy places the organism in Eukaryota, Viridiplantae, Streptophyta, Magnoliopsida, Poales, Poaceae.